CUCCACGUUGUGUAAGGUGACUACUGCAUAUGUGGAGGCCUCUCAGUCAACCUUCCGUUUCUUGUGCUUUGUCGGAAAAGGAAGGACGUACCCUUGCCUCACAUCCGGCAACUAUGUCUGCGGCAGCUUUUUCCACAAGGGAAAGCUCCACGGCAUUCGUAGAGCUCCGGGGCACCACUACGCCUCCAUUCCUAACCACGCAUCAUGGCUCUUAUUCCGACCUUUGGGACUGGCCUUUUCAUCGGGGCCGGGCAGGCCCUAGCUGCCGGGGGUCCAGCAUCAUUACUCGGUUCAUAUGUACUGAUAUCUGUGUUAACAUACUGCUUGACAACCGCCAUUGCAGAGAUUGCAGCUCACCGGCCGGCACUCAAUGGUACCAUGGUGGCGCACAGCUAUGAAUAUGGUUCGAAUCAUCUGGGUUUCUCUUUGGGCUACCUCCGCUGGUACUCCCUGGCGAUGAUGGUCCCUUUUGAAAUCACCACCGGCAUGGUCAAUCUUGGCCUGUGGAGUCCUGAGCCUCGAAUGGCGGUGCGAAUCUCGAUGGUCGCGGUCCUGAUCCUUGUUUUCAACAUGCUUCCGCAACGGGCCUUCCGACGAACAGAGGCAGUGUUUACAGGGUUGAAAUUUGUAACUACUGCGGGACUGGUGGUUUUCUCGCUGUAUCUGGCCAUCCGAGGUCUUCCGGGGACCCCUAUACGAGGCUUUCGUUACUGGCACGAACCUGGACCCCUGAACGAGUACCUAGUUCGGGGCAAUCCGGGACGCUUCUUGGGUUUUCUGCAGAGCCUCCUGUGCAGUGUGAUAUCUUUCACUUUGACUCCAGAGAUAACCGUCCAAAGGGCCGAGCGUUCCAACACGGAGCGAGGUCCUAGCAUCCUAAGCAUGGCCCGGGUUGACAGCAUCCAUUUCUUCGUGCUCUACCUUCUGAGUGUCUUCAUGAUGACCUUCGUCAGUCCGUUUGACGAGCCUCAAUUGACCAAUCAUGGCAUGGGCGCCGGAAUGUCGCCGUUCGUCGUGGGCCUAAUCCGAGCCAAUAUCCCAGCGUUGCGGAUUGUCUUUACCGUGCUUAUUUUCCUCUCGUCUGUCGCCUCUGGACGCUCGUUCCUUUACAUAUCCUCUCGCACACUGUACACCUUGGCUGACUAUGGGCAUGCCCCUGCAAUGUUCACGAAGCGCAACAGAUAUGACGUACCCUAUGUGGCCAUCAUCACAUCUGCACUAUUCUCGGCGUUUGCCUUUCUCUCCCUGGCAGAGUCCAGCUCUGCACUUUUCAACUCGCUGAUGUACUUUAUCACCACUUCCGGCUCCAUCUCAUGGCUGUGUUCGUGCAUUAUAUACCUUCGUUUCCGAAGAAAGACGGACGAGCAGGGCAUUCUCCGAGUCCACCAGUCUCGCAUCCAGCCCUACGGAGUGUAUCUCGGAAUCCUGGGCUGCACUCUGCUGCCCAUUGCCAACGCUCUCAUUCUUGCAUUUCCGGCUCCGUCGCGAGAGGAAACUCCUGUCGAGUCCUGGUCUGAAUUGAGACUCGGAAAUGCUAUCCCCGUGUACCUGGGGAUUACCGCGUUUAGUUCGCUGUACUUUGGCCACCAGUUGAGAGCCAUCAUUCUACAACGGACGUCCAAAUCGGAGCGGGACAGCGUGGAAGCCAAUGCCGCCACCCACCAUAGCUGGUGGAGGAUUUUGUGGUCGGAGCGUAAUGGGCUGUCACCAGCUGCUUCACGGAAUGCUCGCACGCCAAAUACGUUGGAGCCGUGAGAAGUGGUUGUCAGUAGCGUUCCCAUCCUGAAAGUCUUCCGAUACCUGUAUUGUUUGAGUGGUUCUAAUCUCCCGGUCGGCCAUUGCGAUUAUUGAUAUGGCUUGUAUUGAUAGUGGGUGGGCGCCCACCUUGCCACAUGAUACGUUGUGUCUCUGAAAGCCUGCCUCCUUAGUGAUAUUCUUCCCGAUUAUUGAUUUCGUUUGUGGAGAGUU
Aspergillus ibericus CBS 121593 is the source of this 1968-nucleotide messenger RNA. Its product is annotated as putative proline permease. Gene Ontology annotation, molecular function: amino acid transmembrane transporter activity. Gene Ontology annotation, biological process: amino acid transmembrane transport. Gene Ontology annotation, cellular component: membrane. The record is from RefSeq and is a predicted model, not a curated record. Lineage: Eukaryota; Fungi; Ascomycota; Eurotiomycetes; Eurotiales; Aspergillaceae. Bases 205 to 1755 code for a protein of 516 amino acids. The transcript has a single exon.